UUUGCCUUCUGAAUGCCAUAAAAUGGAAUUGUCAUUCCAUGGCCCUUUGGUUUAAAUUCAUUCUUCGACUUUUGUUGAUAGCAGAAAAGACAAGGAAGGACUUCAUUCUCUGCUUUCAUGCCUUUUCCAUUGUCAUUGCUUUUAUCUUUCUGCAUGCUACUGUUAUGAAAGGACAUCUUGAGCAUUAUCAGCUACCUAUAUUUGUUCAUAAAAGAGAAGUUGCCUUGGGCUACCCAAAAAUAAAAUGGAGAGAGAGUGCAAGCCGCUGCGCUUUCCGGAAGAAGAUGGCUCAAGACUGGCCUUUACUUGCUGUGCAGAAGGCCCUGAAGAAGUGCUUCCCAGCGGUGGAGGAGCAGCAGGGCCUGUGGGAGAGCACCCUGCAGGACUGCUCGCCGCUCCUGGCCUCCCUCAGCAACCUGGCAGAGCAGUUGCAGACCGCGCAAAGCAUGCGGUUCCAAGAUGUGCCGGCGCUCCGGGCCUUCCCCGACUUACAGGAGCAGCUGAGGCGCAAGCAGCUGGCGGCUGGGGACAUUGUCCUGGACAAGCUAGGGGAGAGGCUAGCCACCCUCCUCAAGGUGCACGACACGGUCAGCAGCCAUGUGGAGCAAGUGUUUCGGAUCUAUGAGCAACAUGCAGACGUGGUCGGUCUUGAUGCUGUUCUGCAGCCCUCGGCUGAGAGCCCUUCUGUGGCUGACAUGUUGGAAUGGUUGCAAGAUAUUGAGAUACAUUAUCGAAGUUCUUAUCUGAAGAGAAAGUAUCUCUUUUCCUCCAUCCAGUGGGGAGACUUGGCAGGUAUCCAAGCAUUGCCCAAAGCCUGGGACCAAAUUUCAGCAGAUGAACACCAAGAUCUUGUACAAGAUAUCCUACUGAAUGUUUCCUUGUUCCUGGAAGAGUAAGGAAACUUCACGUUUAUGUGGAGACCAAAAGCACCACAGUUGAAGACUGACAUUGCUGCAUUGUGAUAUUUCUAAAGAAACAUCAGCAUAACAACCUGACAUGUUUGAAAUAUCAAUGCCUAAAACCUAAGGACUGGGUCCUGAGAGGA
This is a messenger RNA of Marmota flaviventris (yellow-bellied marmot), 1045 nucleotides long. The record is from RefSeq and is a predicted model, not a curated record. NCBI's taxonomy places the organism in Eukaryota, Metazoa, Chordata, Mammalia, Rodentia, Sciuridae.